Nicotiana tabacum (common tobacco) is the source of this 1573-nucleotide messenger RNA. RefSeq lists its product as uncharacterized. The record is from RefSeq and is a predicted model, not a curated record. Lineage: Eukaryota; Viridiplantae; Streptophyta; Magnoliopsida; Solanales; Solanaceae.
UUGGGCGGUAAACCACUAAACCCUUCAUUUCAUAUAAUUGCCACAACAGAGCUAAAACCCUUGGCCGUUUCUGCUUCUGUUCGUCAGCUUCUCCGGAGCUCUUCAGCCGUCGUGCUUCGCGGCACAUUCAAUGGUGAAACGUCAUCGCGAAGAAACCGAUUCCAAUGGAGCGCCGGCAGUUGAACCUGCGACGUCGUCCAGCACGGUUUUCAUAGAUACCAACUUUGAUACUCACUUGGCUUUAAUUGUCUCCGACUCUGAUUCUGUCUUCGAUCUCAAAAAAAAGGUUGUGUUUGAACAUUUAAGGUGCUUUCCUGAGAUGAAAGAAUUGAAGAUUUCUUCAGUGAAGGUGAAACGGAGAGGACAUUACUAUCACCUGUCCGAUACUAUGCUUGUCAGAAGUGUUUUUGAGGGUAUAAAAAAUGGCUGGUUCCUUUCGGUUGAUGCUUCUAGCUGUGACCAAGGGUUACUUUGCAUCACAUAUGCGCAAACUGAGGCUGACAGUCAUUCGUUCAAUGAAAUGGCUAAAGAGAAGGGUUUUGAUACUAAUGAACCUCACAUAGCUCAUGGAAACUUGACAUCAGCCUCCAUCGUGAAACAGAAGAACGUUGCGAAGGUCAUUGGUGAAUUCAAGACUAUGGAUGAAUUGCAGCAACUUUAUCUCGGAGCUGGUCCUGUGGCUAAGAAGCGUCGCAUAAAAGGUGUAGUCACAGAUACCCACACUUCAAAGCAUGGCAUAGAUAAUGAUGAUUCUGAAUUUAAGAUUGUUGGAAAUGAUAGUAAUGAAGGAGAACGAGAGCAUAUAAACAUGAAAUCGAAAAAUGCCAGUGCUGAACCCAGUAAUAAGAUGUCAAAAUUUGGAAAGAAGAAAUGUAGGAUGGGUGGGGCGAGUGCUGAAAUCUCUAGUGUGCAGGACGCUCAAUGUGGGAAUAGGAACAAUGAUGCACUUGACGAAACAUCGCAGUGUGGGACUAUUGCGAAUAAAGUGAAAAAACCGGAUAGCUGUCAGGGUUCCACCGGGUUUAAUCAUAGGGAUGUUGCAAUUCCGGAGAACUCCACAGAACAUAGACCAAUAAUAAAGGCGGCUUUAGCAGAAGCGUUAGAGGACCAAUCUUUGAGAACUAAUACUGCCCAUCAGAAAAGGAAAAAGAAGAAGGUAAAGGACUCAUCCACGUGCCAUGAUGGAGUUGAAAUGAAGAUCUUUGACAAGUUGACUGAUGUUGACACUACUAUUCAAUCUGGACUGAAAGAAACGGUAUGAGAAUGAUCAAAGGUGCCCUAAAAAUUAUAGGUGAAGCAAUAUGUUUUGUUGUUACAGGAGACGACAUGUCACUUUUGCUGGAGUUUCUUGUCCAUACAAAAUAGUGAAAUAUUGGCCUAGUUGAGAAACUAGAAACUGGUUGGAAAAAAAAUCAGUUUCAUGAAUCUGAUUCAAAAUAUCAAAAUCAUUUUGUAUGUAGUAACCAACAUCACAAAGUACAUCUUACCUUGAAAAGUGCUUCUUAGAACAAGGAUUAAAGAUCAAUACAAAAAAAAGAACAAAAUGUGUUAAUUAAAACCCACCACUUGUACC